Messenger RNA from Paramecium sonneborni, 558 nucleotides. Lineage: Eukaryota; Ciliophora; Oligohymenophorea; Peniculida; Parameciidae. The record is from the annotation of a GenBank genome assembly.
UAUAUAUUAUAUAAAAAAAAUGCAAUAAUAAACAGCAGAAGAAUAAGCAGAGAAAGAAGCAGAGAUUAAAGAGGCUUUUGAGAUAUUUGAUAAAAAUAAAUCGAAAAGUAUAUCCGGUAAGAAAUCAAAUGUUAUAAAUUGAAUAUAGUAUAGGAACUGACUUCAGUUUUUCGUUCUUUAGGUUACAACUUUUCAUAGGAUGAAAUAUAAUCGAUGGUGAAAGAAUUGAGAUAAACCUAGAAAGCAGAAGGAGCAGAAGACAAGGAAUUAGACUUUGAUGAUUUUAAGAAUUUAUUAUUAAUGUAAGAGGAGAAGGCAAAGAGUGGAGAAGAUGAUUUGAGAGAUGCAUUUGAGGUUUUUGAUAGAGAUGCAAAUGGUUAUAUAGGAAUAGAAGAAUUAAUGAUGGUAGCUAAAAGUCUUGGUGAAAAUAUUUCUGAAGAUGAUUUGAAAGGGAUGUUGUAAUAUGCAGCAAAUACAUCAAAUUAAAAAGAUGAUGAUAAAGAUAAAGUGCCUUAAAUAACUUUACAAUAAUUUGUAGAAGCUUAUUUAAAAUGAAAU